Paramuricea clavata is the source of this 1352-nucleotide messenger RNA. The record is from the annotation of a GenBank genome assembly. NCBI's taxonomy places the organism in Eukaryota, Metazoa, Cnidaria, Anthozoa, Malacalcyonacea, Plexauridae.
AUGGGGAAACUUUCGCAAUAUGCAAGAAAAAGAAUCAUUUCCUUACACUCAAGCGGAAUUAACCGGACCAAAAUACAAAAAGCCCUUGACCAAGAGGGCAUUAAAACCUCGAGAAGUGCGAUAAGUCUUUUCCUGUCGCGUUAUUCGAGGACAGACGACAUAGGCGACGCUCCACGCAGUGGUCGAAAUGCAAAAUUGGCACCAGAAGCCAUCGCGUACAUCGAGGAAAAAAUGCAAGAAAACGAUGAACUAACGUCUCGAGAGUUGAAGGAAAAAAUGGCAAAUGAAUGCGAUAUCCAAAUCUCUGAAGCAACUAUUCGCAGAGUAAGACGUAAACUCGGUUGGAAGGUGGAAAACGCCAGGUAUUGUCAACUUGUAUGCGAGCCAAAUAAAAUCAAAAGGAUGGCAUUCUGUCUCAAAGCAUUUACAGAGAAAGACAUGUUUAAAAAUGUUAUAUUUAUGGACGAGACAUCUGUGCAGAUGGAGCAGUAUGCAAGAGUGUGUUUCCAUAAAGAUGGAACUCAACCAAAACGAAAAGGCUGUCCUAAGCAUCCAUUAAAGGUAUGGUACAUGGCACUAUUUUAAAUUUUUUGUCAUCUAUUGUAAUUAUAGUAUAGAUAUACUUCCAUACCAUUUUAUGAACUCAACUAUAAACACAUUAAUAAUCAUUAUAAAUGCCACUCUUCGCUUGGCAAAGGAAAUUAAAUAAGGCACAUUGCCUAUAAUUAAAAUAACUUCCAAGAGCCAGCAAAAUCAUACAGUAUAUAGCAUAAGAACAGCCUGUAAUAUGUAAUGUCACUAAUGUGUAUACAUCUAGUUGAAGGACCUUGUAGAUGGAAAUUAUGAAGUGGAAAUUUAUAUACAUAAUGUGACCUAACCAGCAACAGUUGUGAAAAAUACAGCUACAGGUCCCUGGCAGGAAUCAAACCUGCGGCUCUGUGAUUCCGGUGCAGCGCUCCAAUCAACAAAAUCUUGAUAUAAAUGUACUAGCUAGCAUGCAUUGUAGUGAGUAACCUAGUUGUGUAAUACCCUGGCCUAUGUACUAUAUAUUCCCUCAAUUAAUAAACUAUUAAAAUUAAUGCUCUGUUUACAUGAGCCCAGGCUGACUGUCUACCCAGGUUCUCUAUAUACUAUUAGUUUUAAUUGCAUGUUUACUUAAUUUUUAGGUUCAUGUUUGGGCUGGAAUUUCCUGGCAAGGAGCAACACAAGUGUGUAUUUUUAGUGGAUGCAUGGAAAGUAUUGGCUAUCAAACAAUUUUAGAAAGGAAUUUGUUGCCAUUUGUCAGAAGGGUGUAUCCUGAUGGUCACCGCAUGUGGCAAGAUAAUGACCAAAACAAACAAAGAAAUAGAUGA